CAGUUCCCACUGCCCCUUCCUCAAAAAUUUAAAUAUGCAUUCACGCACCAUAAUAUGGACUUGUAACUACUAAAAUCUCCCCACCACCGAGUCUGCCGCCAAAUCUUAAAGCCACCACCAGCACCGCCACCAUCGCCGAAACCAUCGACUCAAAUGCACCGCAGCUGAUACAUAUAACACAAACCCACAAAAAUUCAAGUUGAACCCAAAAUGUCUCCGCCAAAAAGAUCUUCACUUAGUCCACCUUCGUCAACCACCAGCGAUCUCAAGCACCGUGUCAUUACCUGCCUCAACAAGCUCUCCGAUCGAGACACACUCUCUCUCGCCACAAUAGAGCUCGAAUCUAUUGCUAAAACGCUAACACAAGAUUCCUUCUCGCCUUUCCUUAACUGCAUUUACAACACCGAUGCUUCUUGUAAAUCUCCUGUUAGGAAACAAUGUGUUAACCUCUUGACUCUUCUUUCAAAUUCUCAUGGCAACUCUCUUUCUCCUCAUCUUUCUAAAAUGAUUUCAACCCUCACUCGCCGCCUCCGUGAUCCGGACUCCGCUGUCCGUUCAGCUUGUGUUGAGGCUACCACUGCUAUGUCGUCGCAGAUCACGAAGCCACCAUUUUCUACGCUGUCUAAGCCGCUUAUUGAGCUUUUGACGCUCGAGCAGGACUUUAAUGCUCAGAUCGGUGCGGCAAUGUGUUUGGCGGCUGCGAUAGAGGCGGCGCCGGAGCCGGAGGCGGAGCAGUUGAGGAAGUUGUUGCCUAGGUUGGGCAAGUUGGUGAAGGGCGAGGGAUGUAAGGCGAAGGCGGCGUUGUUGAGUGUGAUCGGAAAUAUUGUUGGCGUUGGUGGCGCGUCAUGUAAGGGCGUGUUGGAUUGGUUAGUGCCGUGUUUGGUAGAGUUUUUGAGUAUUGAAGAUUGGACGGCGAGAAAGGCGACGGCGGAGGCCUUGGGGAAGGUGGCCUUAGUGGAGAAGGAAUUGGCAAAAGAACAUAAAGCUGCGUGCUUGAGUUCACUGGAGAGCAAGAGAUUUGAUAAGGUGAAGGCAGUUCGAGAGACUAUGAAUCGAACCAUAGAGUUAUGGAAGGAAGUUCCUGGCGUUUCUGAUGAAGUUUCUAAAUCUUCUUCAAAGGAUAAUUGCGAAAGCUCCCCUUCUGUUGCCUCUGAUACUUCUCAUGAAAUCAGUUCCAAAUCCCCUCAACCGAAGAAAACAGUCCCUGCAAACAGGUCCCCCCCAUCCGAUGCUUCGUCUGUGACCACUGCCAGAAAACAAAGCCCUGCAAAGAUUAACAAUGACAAUUCAAAGACAGCAAUGUUUCGUAAAAUGGACCACAAGAAAGCCUCUUCCUGGAAAAUUGAUUUGGUUCUACCACAAGACAUGGGCUGUGGGGCUGAUAUUAAAAGGUGUGAUUCUGGAGUUUUGGCAUCAUGGGAUGAUGCAAAGAAUGAGAAAUGCCAGCCAGAAACCAAGCGUGUCCUCUUUAGUAGUAUCCGAGAGGAUAAACUGCUCAAAUUCGGUGGUUUGAAAUCUGGGUCAAGAGUGGUUCCAUGCAAUGAUGAUGACAGUAGUUACAACAAAGAUGUUGAUGUCAGUUAUUGUACUGAAGAAUUCUUUGAGAACCAUAAAGACAUUGAGGAUCUGUCUUUGAUCCAUGACCAGCUUAUUCAGAUUGAAAACCAGCAAUCAAAUCUUUUUGACCUCCUCCAGAGAUUCAUUGGGAGCUCCCAGCAUGGGAUAAAUUCUCUGGAGACACGUGUUCGUGGUCUGGAAAUGACAUUGGAUGAGAUUUCAUAUGACUUGGCAUUAUCAAGUGGAAGGAUUCCUAAUACUGAACCCGCAGAUAACACGUGUUGCAAACUGCCUGGUGCAGAAUUCUUGAGUUCUAAAUUCUGGAGGAGAACAGAAGGUCGGUAUUCUACUUCGAGGUUCUCUUCUCCUGGGAACAUGCAAUCACUGCAUGCUGCACGGAACAUUCACAAAGAUGUCAGCACUGAAACACACAAUGGAUAUAGCCAAAAGUUUCAGCGUCAAAACAGGGGUGAAUUUGUUAUGAAUCCAUUGACUGAUGUUUGUAGCGUUGCAAGGAAGAAUUCAGGGAUGUAUUCAAAUCAUAUGUCAAGAAACAUUAUCCAAGAUGAUGGACAAGUUCAGAAUGUCAAUGCGCACUGAAUGUUCUUGUAAAACAACAUUGAACUUGUGCAGCAGG
This is a messenger RNA of Jatropha curcas, 2194 nucleotides long. The record is from RefSeq and is a predicted model, not a curated record. NCBI's taxonomy places the organism in Eukaryota, Viridiplantae, Streptophyta, Magnoliopsida, Malpighiales, Euphorbiaceae.